Molecule: messenger RNA, 5160 nt
Organism: Symbiodinium sp. CCMP2592
Lineage: Eukaryota; Dinophyceae; Suessiales; Symbiodiniaceae
Source: the annotation of a GenBank genome assembly
AUGGCCGGGAUACCGGAGUCCCAGAAGCGAGGGCUCCUCGAGAAGCUCCACGGGAACGCGGGAGUUGGUGUACCUGUCGCCGGCUCGAACGCGCUGUCCUGCUAUCAGCAAUUGUACGCGUUGUACUUCAGCGACGAGGAGUAUCUCAAGGCAGCCACCGUGGCGUACUCCCUCUACGCCGCACUGGAUCGGGCCCUAAGGCAGAGUGGCACCGGUUUUGCAGAGUUCCGGCCCAGAAACGCAGUGAGCCCCUUCGCCCGCGCAUCGGGCCAGGUGUCGCCAGUCCUUGAGCAGCAGCGAUCGGCGCUUCUGAUGCUGAUCAGUGCUUUGACCCUGUGCCCUGCACAGCGGCUGCUGAUGCCUUCGGCUGACCGCCCUGAUGCCUUCAUCGCAGCUCCCGAGGCCGAGGUGAGUGUGUGCUCCCUGUCUGCCCUUCGUCGGCCGACGGCGCUUCAGGCCACGUUUCGCGGGUUCAUUGACAAGGAGUGGAUCCCCGGCUUUAGCGCGCAGUUGGCGGUUCGUGCGGAACCCAUGCCCGGUGAGAACGUAUCCAUCCCUGCAAGUUCGGAUGACGAAGAUGGAGGGCGAAGUCCUGCCAAGGUAGCCCGAGCUGCAAAUGGUGAUCAGGCCGUGACUCUCUCGGAUCUUCGGGCGAUCCUCCUGGAGCAGACGAAGCAGCUUCAGGAGAGUAACCAGUCUUCGGUUGACAAGGCGUUCCUCAGGAUGGAAAAGAGUCUUGACUCCAAGCUGGGGGAGUUCGAGGGCAGGGUCUCAGGCAUUGAUGACAGGGUCGGUGCACUUGAGAAGCAGAUCGAGGAGCUCCUCCGCCGUGAUCGUGCUGGAGAGCCUGUCGGGGGCGGCCGUGAUGAUGCUGACAGGCGUGCCAGGACCUUGGUGUAUGGGGGAUGGGCGCGUGAGACGCGUCGCAAAAUCAUCCUGGACGAUCUCGCCGGCCUUCUCUCCUCGCUCCAGGUCUCGGAUUUGCUUGAUUCGGACCCCUUCACCACGGGUGCUCGUCGAUCCAUGGCGCUUAGCAGCUUCAAGCAACGGGCUCACGAGUCAUUUGCGGAUAUGCGCUCGCGCAUGCACAAGAUUGUCAUUGCCUUUGCCAAGGGCGGCCUGGAGAUCAAAGGAGGAGGUCGAGCAUGGUGCAGCUUUUCAAAAACAAAAGCGGAACGGGCCAAAGGAGCACACGCGGGGUGGAUCAAACGUGUGGUCUCGGAGAUGAAGGCGGACCAGGUUGCCAACCUGGACAUCGAGUGGCAGAGUGGCUCGGUGUGGCUUGAGGACACCCUACUUGGCUCCUCGGACCUUCCGGUCCCCCCGGGCACGGAUAUGCGUGGCGUGCUGGUAAACGAGGAUCAGGAGGCCAAACCAUGGAUUUCGGUCAAGCUCCUCUCAAAGGAACUCAAGCAGAAGGAGAAGGACGUCUGGAAGGAGGCUGACAGUCAGCUCAGAAUCUUCGGUUGGAACUUGGGCGGUGUGGAGGUCCAAGACCUUCCACAGCUACUGAGGGAUGCGGCAGCGGGAGCAUCAUGGCGACAGGUGGCACAGGACAGGGUGGUUUGGCAAACCAGGGAGCAAACGUGGAUCAACAACAUGGAUCUACCGUGGUCGUCCGCCGCUGUGGGCGCCAUGGGCGUCCUUUUCUUUCGCUUUUGCCUCAUGGUGCGUCUAAUAUGGAUGCUGGCAGCCUCGGGCCUUGAUGGCGGGGCUGCGGUGACUGAGGUGCUCUCUUCAUAUCGUUUUCCUCGAACUUUGCCUGCCAUGAGUAUGGCCCCUGACCUACCCCUUCCUCUACCUGAUUCUCCGGAUCGUGACCGUACUCGGCGGGAGCUGUACUUCCUGCGCCCCCUCCAUGUCACGACUUCUGCACUAUGUGACCGCUGGACUGAGGACCUCUCUGUGUCGGAUGAGACGUCCUGGAUGCAGGGUUCUGUUUCCUCGCGAGCUCAGCCGACGGGUUGGUUCACCAGGGCACGAGAGCGUUUCCUGGAGCUUCAGGCCGGUGGCAAACACAAAUGUGCCGCCUUGCAUCUCCGGGACCUACUCAGGGUUGCUCAUCCUUCGAUAUGCCGUGCUGCACGUGAGUAUGUCCCCUUGAUCCUCGGGGACUCCGAUGGCCAAAACGUGCGAGAGGUGACUGCUGACGAGGAGGGUGAAUGCAAGGACUGGGCGAACAUGGUCCUGGCCAGCCUCACAAACCUGGUACCUCAGAGCGAGCUUGCUACUGUCCCUGCUGAGACGACCCCUGGAAGCUCUUUGCCUUUCGGUAUCUUUCAUGCAGUCCAUGUGUGGCCAAAUGGUACGUGGUCCACUGCAGCGGACCUCGCCACUUCUUCUGGAAACUCGGGGGUUGAGCCUGCCGCGGAGGUCGAGCACGGGACGGGUAUGAUUCCGCGGCUGGAUACGGAUGAGGACGACUCCAGCCUCAUCACCCUUGGGCACUUGGUGGUUGUCCUUGGUCCUCUGCGCCCACGGGGUUUUGAUGAACUUUGGGACGGACGUGUGAACCCUGACUGGUUCCUGGACCAGGCUGACAUCCUGGAAAAGCUUGCCAACCGGGGAGCUCAUGGACCAACUAUGGCACUCUGGCUGGAGGACCUCUUCCUGAACUCCGGGGAUCAGCGACUGGUAAACGAGAUGUCGCGCUACAUCAACGGCUUGAGGUAUCGCAUGGACACCUAUGUCCCCUACCAGAACGCACUCACACGUGCCAGCGGCGUUCCUGAUGAAGCUGAAUGGCAGACGGCAGUCCGGGGCAUCUUUGACUUCAUGAAGGAGAGGUGGCUCUGGAGGCUGUGCCCCACGGCGAUGUGGAACCAGAGGCAUGAAAGGUACUUGGCAGAUCGUGGCUACUGCAAUGUCGAGUUCUCCCCGGAGCAUUACGUGGGGGAGGAGUCUGAAAGGAGGGCUUUAUCCAGGUCCAGGUCGCCACACCGCCGCGACCGGCAACCGUGGAGGGUCAAUGAGGACUGGAGCGGCUGGCAAGACGGCACAGACUCUGAGGAGGGAAUGCAAAAUCUCGGUCCAGGGACCGUGGACGUGGAAGUGGCGAACCCCCGCCUCCUCCUGAAGAUCGGGGUCACUCAAGGGGGGACACGCAUGUACGCCGCCGGGCGCUUGCAAGGCGCCCGGUCCGCAUUGAGCCUGGGCCUAUGGACUCGCAUGGUGGUGGUCGUCGCCGUGACCCUAGGCAUCGGCCAAGACCCCUCCGUGAAUGUCGUGAAGUUCCUCGUGUUCGCUUCCCGGGCGAUGAACACCUGGAGGCAGCUCCUUGGCACAUCGGAAUCGCCUGGCAGUGAGCUUCUCGUCCAGCACGGGGGCCCCAUCAUCUCUGACCAGAGGUACAGGGCCAUCUUGGAACACCUGAGGGGGAGGCCUGAACAGGAACGUAUGAUCAUGUCCAUCGCGGUGGUGAGCUACCGCAGGGCCUUGAUGGUUGAGCUGGGCGAAGUAUGCCAUGAAGCCUCUCUUCAAAUUACUACCCUUGACGAGUCCGACGAUGUCCUUGUCGAGGUCGAAGAGGACGUAUCCAACCUCAUGCAGACCCUCAACUCCGACAUCAAGCGGGACACUGCCGAGGACCACUGGGCUCGCCUCAUGGUCCGCUUGCAGAAAGAACUGGCAGAGCAAACUGGGGCCUUGCGUCGCUCCCAUGUCGGUGAGUUGCUGGGCAGGCUCCGCGCUACACUGGGUGCUGGAUUGGAGACUGGCCUGGGUGCCCAGCUUGAGGCCUUGCUGCUGGUCAUGCUUGACAGGGACGUUCAGCCGUGCUCGCCGGGGGUCGAUCCGUGGAUGGCUGAUUGGACUCGGACCCUCUCGCAGUCUGUCCCGGACCUGGAUGUGGAAGUUCACUCGGUGCCCGAAGACAGCUUGGGGGAUGAGGACUUGAUGCGCGCGGUUCAGGAAGCGGAGGCAACAACUGCGCCGCCGGGUGAGCCCGCUUCCAGCAGCUGGCAGUGCCCGGGGGCAUUGACGGAGGUUCUCAUGCUGCGGGCACAGGAGCACGCUGUGCUCCUUCACCAAGCCGAGAACUACAGAGAUUGGGAAGCCUGGGAGAUUCAGCAAUCCUUGUGUGACCGUGAGCCUCUACGCUCUCGCCGCCAGUGUGUUGUCAAGGUCGAGGGGGUUGUCUCCAAGGGCUGUGGUGAAGGCGGACCUUCGAUGACCAGAUCCUGGCACAUGGAAGUACCGGAACAGGGUUCUCUGCGCCUCAAUGUGCACCUCUAUCUGGAAGAUGCUGUUGACCAGGAGGACAUUGAGACCGAGAUCACACAGGAUACGAAGAGGCGCAGGCGAGAGUUGGCCGAGCAGGCGGCCCAUGCAGGGACUGAUGUCUCCUAUGCCCAGUACGCGGACCUCUACCGUCAAUGGGUUCAAGGCACACUGAAUGCGCGCCAGAUUGUCAAUCGGUAUGGCCCAGAACUCUUGGAACACUUUGAGGCUCAGUUUGCUACAACAGAAGACUAUGUUCCCAAGGGUCCGGGGGUGGCACCGGACAAUCCACUACAACCUCUACCGGCCCACGGCUGCGUCGAGUACUCCCGCUAUGAGAAGGUGUAUGGGCUCUGGAUCGACGGUUGGAUCAGUGAAGUGCAAAUCCUUGAGACCUUCGGCCCGCGGUUCAUGGAACUCUUGGCGCUCCAGCACCUCCAUGGCACGACUCCUCAGACGAUUGACAUGGCCGGUUUCGAUGAACGUGUGAUUGUGGUGGGCUCGCCGGAGAUGAGAAGUCUGGUCAUGAAUGCGCGUGAGGACACUCAGCUUGAUGGGGAUGGCCCUCCGGGUGCUGAACAUGACGAAGGGGGACUAUGUGUGCCUGCCGGGGAUAUGGUGUCAGAGGGUCCGGGGGCUAUCGUGACUGCGGAGAACCUCGUCGAGAGUGGUGCUGAGGGAAUGGAGAUGUGCCCGGGUCUCGUGGAGGGUGCUGUGGGUCAGGCAACGAUUCCUGAUGAGUCUGGUGAUGGCAGUGAAGGGGCAAGUUCGAGGAUCAACGGUUGGGGAUUGAGAGCAGGAGAGUAUUGUUCCCUGUACCCGGAGGCGACCGUCGCCACACGUGGGGACGCUGUGACUUUGGAGGAGGCCAAGCAGCUUCUGUCAGAGAUUGAGCGGCGCUGUAGCAGCGAGGAUGAAGAGAUGGAAGUCUCGGCAAGCUGA